CGGCAAGGUUUUUUCCCAGAACCAGAGAGAGCUCUUCUCUCUCUCUCUCUCUCUCUCUCUCUCUCUCUCUCUCUCUAUAUAUAUAUAUAUAUAUCGACAUAUAUAUACAUAUCUGAGGUUUCUUGGGGUUCAAGGUGUUGAAGCUGUUGUGGACUUGAUGAGCUCGACUUCGAUUCCCGCCACUUUUCUCAAAGCAGAGGGUGUUGGGUUUUGGAGGUGAUGAUUAGAAGGAGAUGGCUGAGGUGAAAAUAGAAGAGCCUUGUCUUGAGAACAAACAAUCUGCUGCUGCGUCCAGCUCUUCUGUUUCGGAAGGUAGUGGCAGUGUUACACUCAAGUCACCAGAGAUUUGCAGCCCUACUGCUACAUCCCCGUCUCAUCGGAGGACCACAGGCCCUAUUAGGCGAGCAAAGGGGGGUUGGACUCCAGAGGAGGAUGAUACAUUGAAAAGAGCUGUUGCAGUUUUCAAGGGGAAAUGUUGGAAGAAAAUAGCUGAAUUCUUUCCUGAUAGAUCAGAAGUGCAAUGUCUACAUCGAUGGCAGAAGGUUCUCAAUCCUGAACUUGUUAAGGGGCCAUGGACACAGGAGGAGGAUGAUAAAAUCAUAGAAUUGGUAUCAAAAUAUGGGCCUACAAAGUGGUCUGUCAUUGCAAAGUCUUUACCAGGUCGUAUUGGGAAACAAUGUCGUGAAAGGUGGCACAAUCAUCUUAAUCCAGACAUAAAAAAGGAUGCUUGGAUGUUGGAGGAAGAAUUAGCCCUCAUGAAUGCCCACCGGAUACAUGGGAACAAAUGGGCUGAAAUAGCUAAGGUUCUACCUGGAAGGACUGAUAAUGCAAUCAAGAAUCAUUGGAAUAGUUCCUUAAAGAAGAAGUUAGAUUUCUACUUAGCUACUGGAAACCUCCCACCAGUUGCAAAAAAUGGUAUCCAAAAUGGUGUGAAAGACACAAGUAGAACUGCUUCAACUGGAAAAAUGCUUGUCUGUUCAAAUAAAGGGUCAGAUUCAACUGCCCAGACUUCAUCAGGAACUACGGAUGUUUGUAAAAUAGAAGAUGAUAGCAAAGAUCUGGAGUCCUCAACCCCAGUUCAAGAUAUGGUUGCUUCCUCAAGUGCUCCUGCAAAUAAAUCUGUUGAUUCUGAAGUUGUAAAAUGCAAUUCACUGUCAUCAGAUAUAAAUCUUAGGAGUAGUGAUUCAAAUAUAGUACAAAAGUUUGAGAGAUGUAGAACCAACGGUGAUAUUGAUCAAGACGAAGCGAUAGGAACAUCACUGCAAUUUGAAAUUCCAACAUACGGUUCAUUGUACUAUGAGCCACCACAAUUAGAAAGUUCUGUGCCCUCAGAUUCAGAUCUUUUGAAAAUGUCUUGGAUGAGAGAAUCAAAAUCUAGUCCGAUAACAUCACCUAUUAGUUUCUUCACUCCACCUUGUGUGAAGAGUGGUGGUUUAUGUCGGCAGAGUCCAGAAUCAAUAUUGAAAAUUGCUGCCAAGACUUUUCCCAAUACUCCUUCCAUAUUACGGAAGAGGAGGACAGAAGCUCAAACACCUAUGUCCUCAAAGAAAAUUGGGAAGGCUAGUGGGGAAGAAAUCCAAGUCGGGUCCCGUUCUUCAGAUGAGCAAGAACAAACUACAAAUCAUCUUGAGAAUUUAGGGUUGCGAGAUGAAAGUUUGAAUGUAAGUCCUGCUUGUCUUGGUAAUGGCACCACUGGGCUUUGCAAUGGCAAGGCUUUUAAUGCGUCUCCUCCUUAUCGAUUAAGAUCCCAACGAACAGCCAUUUCCAAGUCCGUGGAAAAGCAACUUGAGUUCGCAUUUGACAAAGCGCACCAAGAUGGUAAUAAUAAAUCUGUGGAUUCAAUUGAGGAAGGAAAUCCUCCUUUAAACAAAGAUUGUUCUCAUGCAUCAAAGAUGGGUGUGACCUAGAACAUAAAUUGAUCAAAGUUGGGGAUACUUCUGAAGUUGGUUGGGCAAGUUUUGUUGAGAAGCAGCUUAGUGUCCAAAUAGACUAUUCAAAAUCCACGAAUCGUGACCAAAAUCAUCCUUGAAUUGGUUAUCGUCAAGACAGAUCGUCCGCAAUACACAGAGGUCUUGUCAUCACACCAUAACACAUGAAAUUCGGCAGCAGAAGGUUCCUUGUCCAUCUGUGUGUAUUUGAAGAAUAUGGACUAAUGAGUUCCAUUUGAUUUGUGAAAGAGAAUAUCCGAACCAUUAUGUAUAUGUACAUAAACCUCCCCCUAGCAGGGAAGAAGGGCUUGAGCCUCAAGAAAACAUCUUGAUUGAAAGUUCAUGAUCAUAACUGGAAUUAUUUGCAUAUUCAACAAACUUGGGAGGUUUUACUGCA
This is a messenger RNA of Camellia sinensis, 2325 nucleotides long. It is a transcript of the gene MYB3R-5, whose product is annotated as myb domain protein 3r-5. Gene Ontology annotation, molecular function: DNA-binding transcription factor activity, RNA polymerase II-specific; RNA polymerase II cis-regulatory region sequence-specific DNA binding. The record is from RefSeq and is a predicted model, not a curated record. NCBI's taxonomy places the organism in Eukaryota, Viridiplantae, Streptophyta, Magnoliopsida, Ericales, Theaceae. Gene Ontology annotation, biological process: regulation of DNA-templated transcription. Gene Ontology annotation, cellular component: nucleus.